AUGCGACAGUUGCUCGGGGAAAACAACCUCCCAGAUCGCAUCCUGAAACAGAUUUUCGUUAAGCGACUGCCUGCUAACACGCAAGUCAUUUUGGCAUCUGCGAAGGAGUCUACCACCAUAGAGGAACUUGCAGAAAUGGCCGAUAGGAUUGCUGAGUCGACAAACCCCUUUGCUACCGUUGCACCAGUAGCAUCUUCGACCAACCCUUUCACCGACCCUCCGAAAUCCUCUGAGAUGUUGGAACUACGCGCGUUAAUAGCGCAACAGUCUGCACAAACCCAGACACUUGCAGCACAGUUGCAGGAGUUAACUGUGCGUGACCGUUCAUCUCGCGACCACAGUCCAUACCGGCAUUUUAAUAGACGCCGCUCCAGAAGCCCUAGCGCCACUCGCCGUUCCGGAUUGUGCUUCUACCACGCGAAAUUCGGAAAGGACGCACAUUCAUGCAGGCCACCCUGCUCAUACAAGAUCAACAUCCCUCAUAGUUCGGGAAACGACCAAGACAGGACAUAA
Messenger RNA from Octopus bimaculoides (California two-spot octopus), 513 nucleotides. RefSeq lists its product as uncharacterized. The record is from RefSeq and is a predicted model, not a curated record. Lineage: Eukaryota; Metazoa; Mollusca; Cephalopoda; Octopoda; Octopodidae.